GGUAGCAGAGGAAGUGGCAAACAGUCUACACCCUUCUCUGCAUUCCUACAGUACCGUGGCCCUGUCAGAGCAGUCCAGACUUUACAGGGGAUCACAUACAGGAGUAUCAGAUACAGGAGGAUCACAUACAGGAAGAGGAGAGGAAGAGAAGAAGCCAGAAGCCUGAAGAGACUGACAGAGAGUGUCAGAGAGAGGUGUGACAAGUAGAGAAAAAAUAGUUUUUGAGUCAAGUCAGGGAGAGGAGGCAGGGGGAGCUCAGAGAGAGAGCUGUCCAAAGAAGUGGAAGAGAGAUCAAGGUGCAAAGAGAUCAACAGUGAAAAAAAACUUGGUGAGAAAACAAAAAAUAGACAUCUACAAUCGGUUUGAGUAGGUUAAAAGGUACAACCGCCGUACAGUACUGUACUCAACAGCCGGAUUUGACCAGAACUAGCAUCGCCAUGGUGACCCUGGACACGCGGACCCUGACGGUGCCCGUGGGCAUCGUGAGAAUGCUGGAGGUGGUCCUCACCUGUAUCUCCUUCAGCCUGGUGGCCUCGGUGGGUCACUUCGGCUCAUCCUACUGGGCCUGGUGCAUGUUCACCUGGGUCUUCUGUUGCUUAGUCACCCUCCUCAUCCUCAUCAUGGAGUUCACCACCCUCCAUGCCCGGGUGCCCAUCUCCUGGGACGACUUCACCACCGCCUUUGCCAUGCUGUCCACGCUCAUGGUGCUGGCUGCCUCCAUCAUCUACCCCACCUUCUUCACGUGUGUCUCCUGCGGGAAGCAGAUCGCCGCCACCGUCAUUUCCUGCCUGGCCUUCCUCUUGUACGCCACGGAGGUGGGCCUGAUCCGGGCCAAACCCGGCGAGAUCAGCGGCUUCCUCUCCACCGUCCCGGGCCUCCUCAAGGUCCUCGAGGCCUUCGUGGCCUGCAUCAUCUUCAUCUCUCUGGACCAUGGCUCCUACUCGCGGUUCCCAGGGCUCCAGUGGUGCGUGGCGGUCUAUUCGCUAUGUUUCAUCUUCGCCCUCAUCAUCAUCCUCUUUACUAUCUGCCGCCUGCUGUCGCUCUUCCCGUUCCCGUUCGACAAGGUGCUGACGGGCUACAACGUGCUGGCCGUGCUGAUGUACAUGACGUGCGUGGUGAUAUGGCCUCUCUAUAGCUUCCAGAACAACCACAGCAGACCCAGCGGGUGUGGCCGCAACUGCUACUGGGAUAACCAGGUUGUAGUGGCGUUCAUGACCUGUUUCAACCUUGUGGUUUACAUUGUGGACACGGUCUACUCUUUCAGGCUGGUGUUCUUCGUCACCCCGGCUUAGGACAAAGGUCAAAGGUCACCCACCUUACCCAACCUGAGAACUGGCCCCGAAACACCUUGCCGGAUCUUAAACAAUAGACUGAACUUUACUUUUGUAUACUGUAACCAUGCUGUUUUUUUGGAACACUAAUUGGUAUUGGGAGAACGUCUCUGUAUGGUGGAUAAUAACCGUUUUACUGGGCAAGAUUACAUUGUGAAUGAUAAUGCUUCUUCAUUGAAAAAAUGAGGGUUAUAGUACUACUAGCAAUUCACAAACCAUGAGGUGGAGAAGAAUGUUCUGAAUGCUUGGAUCCCUGCGUAGAUUCAAUGUAUAUUUUGUCUUCCCGUCUUUAAAAUACACAAGGAACUCUGCAGUGCACCCUACGCAGUCCACAUGGGCUGUAAUCAAAGUGAAUAGAAAGAUCAAAGAGCUGUUCUUGAUAUGUUCAUUUUAUUCUCAUAUUCUGUUCUCCAUUUCAUCUCUGUCUCUCUGGCCUUGAUUCAAUCAGUUCAGCGUUAACCCCCGAUAACCCACAACUGCAUAGCAGAUCAUUGGUUUUACUGAUUUGACAGCUCCAACGAUGUUACACCUUUGUCAUGGCCCAAAUAAAAACAGAUCUGCUAUGCAGUUGUCGGCUAUCACAUCUCCAUCUCUCUCUCUCUCUCUCUCUCUCUCUCUCUCUCUCUCUCUCUCUAAUCCUGACAAACAUGCAAUCCAGACAGAUAUGACAGAAUUCAGUUAAAUAAGUAAAUAAGUAAAACACAACUAUUGACAUUUAGCUGACGUGACCAAAUUGUUUUAAUAAUGUUAUAUAACAAUAAAAUAAAGAAAACAUUUGCUUAACACCUAUUCUCUUUCUACAACACUGUUAAAGGACAUUCAGCAAUGCUCCCUCCCUCUCCCUAUUUGCUAGGGUGUGUCUGCUAUGAGAGGCCCAUUGGAUGAAAUGGCAUGGGAUGUCGAAGUCCAGCCCAGGGCUUUGCUUUCAUGUCUCUUUCUGUGUUUGCUGAGUGCGGCGGGGAAGCCGACAGCGAGAUAAGUCUCAACCACACUCCGCUCCGUCCCACCUGGAUGACAUCACUCUCUUACACAGGCAGCAUCUGAAUCCCUCAUGGACCGUGGCUUACCACAGAUUCGAUUUGAUAGGGAACAUAUUGGGCCAUUCUGAGGCUGCUAAACUAAUUAUAAUUUCUAAAAAGACAGCAGAAUAAUUGUGGUUGGUGAUCUGUUUAUGGUAAUGAUGUCAAGGUCUCUCAUGCCCACACUUUGUUUUGUGAUACAUAUGGCAGGGGUUAUUCCUUUCUUCAUGAGAGAAAUUAAGUUAAGUGACGAAUGAAGAAUCAUUGUUCCAAAACAGAAGCCAACAGAAUGAUGGAGGUUCCUGAUCUGAUUAUGGUAAUGAAGUCAAGGUCUUUUAUGUCCACAUCUUUUCUUCUGUCUUGCAACCUUUGACAGGGAUUAUUGAUUUGUUCAAAAGAGAAAUGAAGUUAUGUUGCUGCUGUCUCCUUGGCACAGAUCAAGAGGGAGCUAAAAGUGAAAAAUGGAUGAGGCAGAUAUAGAGAGAGGGAGAGAGAAAGAGAGAGAAAUA
Oncorhynchus tshawytscha (Chinook salmon) is the source of this 2859-nucleotide messenger RNA. Its product is annotated as myeloid-associated differentiation marker. Gene Ontology annotation, cellular component: membrane. NCBI's taxonomy places the organism in Eukaryota, Metazoa, Chordata, Actinopteri, Salmoniformes, Salmonidae. Bases 438 to 1292 code for a protein of 284 amino acids. The record is from RefSeq and is a predicted model, not a curated record. The transcript is spliced from 2 exons.